Messenger RNA from Aspergillus affinis, 507 nucleotides. RefSeq lists its product as uncharacterized. The record is from RefSeq and is a predicted model, not a curated record. Bases 1 to 507 code for a protein of 168 amino acids. NCBI's taxonomy places the organism in Eukaryota, Fungi, Ascomycota, Eurotiomycetes, Eurotiales, Aspergillaceae. The transcript is spliced from 2 exons.
AUGGAGGUUUGCUUGAACGACAGCCAGCCACAGGAGAUAAACACUCAGCACCCACCCACUGUGGGGGAUCAGACAUCAUGCGCUAGCCUCGGAGUUGAGGCGUUCGGCUUCGAUGAUAUUUUGCAACUUCAAGAUUUACCAAGCCCCGGAGGCGAGGACCAUCCCAGUAUAUGUGAUGAUCUGGGCCCGGAGUCUCAGUACCCCCUCGAUUUUGACUUGGGCGACCCAAAGCUCGCUUGCAUUGCCAGUCAGCACUCUCAUGUUGGCAAUACUGGAAGUUCUAGUCUGGCCGGCGAGUGGUGCGAUGCAACAAUUGACCCAGCGAUCCUGGACGAUUAUCGCUCCGCAGAUGUUGAGCAGAGCCCACCAAGAAGAAAAGAGACCUCGCGCGCUGUGGCCCCUCCUCGUUCGUCGGAUAAGAAUGUUCGUGGCAACAACAUACGGACGAGUUCGCAAAGGCCGAAACCCAUGCACCAGUCUGACGACCCAAGCGAACGGUUCCGUUAA